AUGGAACUGCCAGUUGCUGAUGAGCUCAAAACUGAGAAGCAUAAAGCUCAGGUUGAACGCCAAAGAGAAGUCAAAAAAGCAAAGACAGCCACAACGGAUCCAGGCACAGGCAGCAGCCCACAGGCGACAGCUCCCGAGGCACCGCAACACCAGCACUCACUUCAGAAUAGCAUGGAAGGCAUUGUAGUUGGCAUGGCAAACACCCAAACCCCGACCACCCAGCCCAACGUGGCAGAAAACACCCCGAGCUCGGGAAGCACGCACGAUGCAAGCUGCGAAACCGCGGCAUCGCCAGUCCAAACGCCACACAACUUGGCACCAGCCUUCGGCGCGCAGGGACAACAACCCAUCAAUCUGUGGCACGGGAACCGCAACCGCGGAACUACAAACCGAAAUCACGACACUGCGCAAGAGAAUCAAGGUGCUGGAGGCAAGCGUGGUAAAAUUCAAAACAAUCACCCAAAAUUCAAAACAAUCACCGCAAACGCAGGCCAUCCGAAAUCACAAGGAACACACGGCGAGCAUCCACAAAAGCCACGACGCCGCCAACAUGGCUCUGAAGGAGGAAGUGGACGCACUGAAAGCGGCACUAAUACAAUACGACGCGACGAUGAGACAUCUGGGACAAUCUUUGAUUGCAUUGGCGGAUAG
Molecule: messenger RNA, 651 nt
Organism: Trichoderma gamsii
Lineage: Eukaryota; Fungi; Ascomycota; Sordariomycetes; Hypocreales; Hypocreaceae
Exons: 1
Coding region: 1-651 (216 amino acids)
Source: RefSeq, a predicted model, not a curated record